This is a messenger RNA of Aspergillus japonicus CBS 114.51, 876 nucleotides long. RefSeq names its product O-methyltransferase family protein. NCBI's taxonomy places the organism in Eukaryota, Fungi, Ascomycota, Eurotiomycetes, Eurotiales, Aspergillaceae. Bases 1 to 876 code for a protein of 291 amino acids. Gene Ontology annotation, molecular function: O-methyltransferase activity. The transcript has 3 exons. The record is from RefSeq and is a predicted model, not a curated record.
AUGAGAAUGCUGGUGAACAAGAGCAUCUUUGCCGAGCCGGAACCCGGCUUCUACGCCCACACCCCGGUGUCCCGGGUCAUUGGUGCGCCCAACAUGACGGAUCUUCUCAGUCAUAGGUUAGAGGAUGGGUUCCGCGCGGCAAGCCGGCACGCGGAGGCGCUGGCGAGGUUGCACUAUCGGGACCCCACCGCAGAGGACAUUCUGGGCUUUCAACUGGCCUUCUCGACUCCCCGGAACUAUUGGGACUAUGUGGAGCAGGACGACCCGGAGUGCGGGCAGCGGUUCUCCAAGGCCAUGCGAGCCGUGACCGUGAACAAGCUGGGUGAUCUGCCCAAGCUGUACCCGUUUGACCAGCUGGUGGACGACGGUGGAUUGAUUGUUGAUGUCGGGGGCGGCAUGGGGCAGGUUGCCCAGAGCAUUCUCGCUCACUGGUCCGGACUCGGGCUGAAGUGUAUCGUGCAAGACAAGUUUGCGAUUGAAAGGGAAGGUAGUACGCAUCCCAGCUUGGAGAUGCAGACGUACGACUUCUUCGGCCCACAGCCGAUUCAAGGAGCGGCGGCGUAUCUCUUCCGUCAUAUAUUCCACGAUUGGCCGGACGAUGCCUGCAUCACGAUCCUGCGGAACACCGUGGAGGCAUUGACCCCCCAUCGGAGCCGGAUCCUGAUCUGCGAUCAAAUCAUGGAGGAAACGAACCCGUCCACCGCCGCCGUGCUGUACGACAUCGACAUGAUGUGUUUGUAUGGCGGCAAAGAGCGGACCUUGUCCGAAUGGGAGGCGUUGCUGAAGGCUGCAAACCCGAUGCUGGAGAUCAAGAAUGUGUUCCGGAGCCCGAACCAGGUCUCGGGGAUUCUUGACGUGCGACUCUGCGGCGCUUGA